Molecule: messenger RNA, 1632 nt
Organism: Aphanomyces invadans
Lineage: Eukaryota; Oomycota; Saprolegniomycetes; Saprolegniales; Verrucalvaceae
Exons: 1
Coding region: 198-1511 (437 amino acids)
Source: RefSeq, a predicted model, not a curated record
UCACUUUGGUCAGCGCGCUCGUCCUUGCCGCUGUCGCCAACGUUGCCGCCCUAGACGAGCCCGUCCCUACCGGGUUAGUCGAGAUUGACCAUGGCCUCGUUGUGUCAGCCCCUGCUGAGUCAGCCGCCGUCGAAUCUGCCGAUGCCACGAACCUCGUCGCCAUCGUCCAAGACUUUGAGAAGCUUGUGCACAAAGGAAUGCAAGACUUCCAGACGAUCAUGAGCUUGGUCGAUCAGAUUCGAAACAUCGCCAUGAUGGGCCUCAACCGCACAAACGGCCAGCAAUUCGUCGCGGCCAUCAAAAUCGCUAUCCAACGUGACGAUCUCCGCGUAAAGGACGGCAAGGACCUGUUGAAAGAUAUCAAGGACAUCGUCGCCCGUGGGCAUAUUGCUGGUCCCCAAGCGGUCGCUGACAUCAUGAAGGUCUUCCAAGGCGGAAUGAAACUUACAACGGUUGCAGAUCUCAUCAGCGACCUACAAAAAGUCAUUCAAAAUGCCAGCAAGGACGUCGAGACGACGCUCAAAUUGGUCAAUGUGCUCCAAAGGAUCCAAAGUGAGGGAGUCAACAUCUUUAGCUUGCCGGGAUUGGUAUUGGAAAUUCAACCGCUCAUCACGGCUGGCACCUUGUUCGUCAAGGACGCUGCCAACCUUGUCCGUACGAUCCAAAUCAUUGCGAAGAAUGGCAUAUCGCUGAGAGAUAGCAUCCUUGUCUUGGACGCGAUCCUAACGGCGUUGCAAGAAGCGCUGGCCCCGUUUGACACGAACCGAAUGGUCUGCCGUCGCUCGGGCGAAGGGCGCGGCGUGGGCACUGUUUUCGAAAUCCAGUGCAAGGAGGACGAAGAAGCGUACGGGGCCCUGUGCUACCCGAGGUGCAAGGAAGGGUACGAGAAGGUCGGGUGCUGCAUCUGCCGCAAGAAGGGCUGCAGCGGCGUCGAGGGCGUCACGGAUAUUGGCGUGUCGUGCACAAAGCCCGCCGCGUACGGCCGCGGCGCCGGCUACGCCUUGUGGCAAGAAGACAAGUGCAAGAAGGAGAACGGCGGCACGUGCGAGAAAUAUGGCUUGAUAUGGUACCCCCAGUGCAGGUCUAGUUUCCACCCUGUCGGCUGCUGCAUUUGCUCGCCGGAUUGCCCUGCUGGUACGAUUGACGAUGGCGCGUUCUGCCGCAAGGACUGGUACAGUGUCGGUGUCGGUGUGUCUCGCUUGGGAUGCCCCGCUGGCAAGGAACAGAGUGGUGCGUUGUGCUACCCUCCCUGCUCCGGCACUCUUAUCGGCGCUGGUCUUUUUUGCGUGCCGAAAUGCAAUGGCGCUACUCCGUUCCAUUGUGGCCUCUUUUGCACGUCGUCAGCUAUAACCUGCUCCACGUCGAGUAUUAAAGUUGCUGGCUCGGUUGUCAAGGUUGCCUUGAAUGUGCUCGACGCGGACGUCCUUGGCGCUUUGAGUGGAGUUGUCCAAGCCGGCGGCAACUACAUCAAGGUCUCGCGUUGCCCGUCCAACAUCGCCAGGCUGCCAUGAGCUACCGGGCCAGCAUGACGGGCCACGCCGGAGCCGACACUGCGUCACGGAGGCGCUUGCAUACCUUUGUGUACACAACUAGGAUGGAUUGGUGUGAAAUGCUAUGUAUCUUGUAUGCAGC